This is a messenger RNA of Linum tenue, 1778 nucleotides long. The record is from the annotation of a GenBank genome assembly. NCBI's taxonomy places the organism in Eukaryota, Viridiplantae, Streptophyta, Magnoliopsida, Malpighiales, Linaceae.
GGGCCAUUUUCUCUCUGCCAGCUAGAGGGAGGCAAAAUAAACAAAAACAGAGCCGCCCGCCGGCCGGCCAUACCAGAACCUCAAGUUUCCUCUGAAAAUUAAAAGGAACUUCCGUCUGCGUUCCAUGGACGAAUCAAUUUUGAAAGAAACCGAAGCUUUUGGUAUCAGGUUUCUUCCUACGCCGGCGAUCUCCGGUUUAAUUUGAUCGUCCUUUUUAUUUAAUCUCGGUUGGAGAUGGAUGAAUUGGAGGAUCUGGAAGCGGAGGAAUUCUUCUCCGACCCGUUCUCAGGAGUCGAGGAGUUCGACCUCGAUUACGAGUUCGAUGCGCCUAAGUUCCACGAUUUCACGAAGCCGGAACCCGAUUCCGACGCCGACGAAGCUCAGGGAUGGCUCGACGUCGCUGCAGGAUAUCCGCCUUCCCCUCUGAAGAUGUACUGGAGACCUCUGGUUCCUCCGGUAGAGACCAAUCCUUCCAGUUCCGACCGUACGACCUCUUCUGUAGAAGACGAAGAUAACGAUGAACCAGCAGGAUCAAAACCGAGCGAUUGCAAAUGCGAACCGAAAUCGCCGGCUAAAUCUCCGGCCAAGUCAAGAAGUUCGAGUUUCAUGAACCCUACGGCUAGUCACUUGGCGAAGAAAUUAGCCCCUGAGCAAAUACAGUGCGAACGAUUGCUCAGAAGGUUUCCAAAGGACGCCAUAAGCGAGGGGAACAGUUCGCGUAGUUCAUCUACCAGUGGCGUCCCAGCAACCAAAAGGCAAAAGCUCGAGGCUGGUUACUUGCGCAAGGCUGCACGAUUGAAGCAUCGAGCUCUUCUCCACCACAAAGAAUCAAAUCCAAAGGAUGUUAACAAGGCCUCUAGUAGACCUAGAGCUACAGUUCCUGUGCAGCCAAAUCUAGCAACAGCUGGUAGAGCAGAGCUAUGGAGGUCCAAAACUAAAUCGGAGUUUGAAAAAUAUGCAAAACCCAGUACUUCUCCUGCCAAAACGAGACCAUUGAAUGGAAAGCUUUACAAGGUUCCUUCCUUGCCAAUACCAAGGAAGUCCACACGGCCGCUGCCAGAACUUCAAGGAGUAAAGCUACCCCGUUCGAAAUCUUCGUCUGAAAAGGAUAAAAUAGAUCUGACAGGUGGUCCACCAUUGAGAGACAAACAGGAGCAACCUGGGAGAACUCGAUCUCUGAAAACAAAGGAAUCAAAGGGCACGGACAAAAGGAGGUUCCUGGAUGAGCCACCAGUGGAUGCAUUUAAUCAGCUCUCCCUAGCGUCUCAACCUCAUUCUACAACCAGACAUGAGACCAAAGUGCAUCCUCAACCUGAGGUCUCAAAAGAGAACACACCGAAUGACUUGAAUCAAGAGAACGAGGUACACUUGCUUCCCAUGGUUGGUGAAACCGCAUUGGCCUGGACCUGUGAUUCUUCACCAUUGUGGAAAUGAAAACACCACUGCCUCCUCACUUGGAUACCAGAUGAACAAUAACAGGAGCAUGCCAAUUCACUAACACAAUAACAAAAGAUUAGCUCCAUCAACAAAUGGAUUCCAGGGGGCUCUCCUGCUAUCUGUUUUGUAGUUCAUCAAGUGUAGGAAUCCUGAAAUGGCUCGAAACCAUCAGUUGCUUCAGGAUGUAGCUUUCUUCAAUGGCAGUGAAUUCUUUCACAGCAGUUUCCAUUUUCAACGCAAACAGAUGUGAACAAGCAGCUAAGCAUGUAAUUACUUCACUGCUAAAGCCAUUAGCUCAGUGGCUGGGCGAGUUCAUCUGUGUAAAGGUUCAAUGUAAGCUG